Molecule: messenger RNA, 903 nt
Organism: Penicillium alfredii
Lineage: Eukaryota; Fungi; Ascomycota; Eurotiomycetes; Eurotiales; Aspergillaceae
Exons: 2
Coding region: 1-903 (300 amino acids)
Source: RefSeq, a predicted model, not a curated record
AUGCUAGCGACAGAACCAACCCUAGAUCUAGAAAUAUCACCCAGCUUUGAAUUGACCGUGCCAAGGGCGGCCCCGCCGAAGUCACUUUCGGGUAUCAUAGCUUCGCGGCUGCAAUUCGCCAUUGAUUUGAUCAAGGAUGCCCCGCGGAUGAUGGUCGCCGAGAAUCAAACUCCGUGGUGCCAUCGUCAGCUGUAUAAAAACGGCAUGCCGAGAGUGAUGCAAGAUGCCUAUACAUGCUGUUCUCUCCAUCUCAACAAGAAUGAAAUGAAUGCGCCGGUGGUCAUGUCGAUACUGGAGUCCCGCACCCGCGAUCUUCUAUCAUCACCGAUCCCAACAUCCCCACUCGACAUCCUCGCCCGCACGCAGGCGAUUAUCCUUUAUAAGAUUAUGCAUCUGUUCGAUGGCAAUACCCGGUCCCAUUUCGCUAUUGAAUCGCUCUCUGCAGCAUUAGACUCCUCAGCAAUGUCACUUCACGGCUAUCUUCAUUUCCCCGAUCCCUCUCACCCGACACAACUCUUCCCGACAUCCAUGGAACCAAUUAUGAACUUCUGGGACACAUGGAUCUUCCAAGAAUCCGCGUGGCGGACUGUCCUGCUCACACUUUAUUUCCAUCAAGUAUAUAAUGUGCUGCAGGGGAGGAUACCGACGGUCUGUGAUGGGAAACUGGGACUCACCCACGCGUGGUACCUUUCCGCGCAUUUGUGGAAUUCUCAGAGUGCGUUUGACUUUGCAAUCGCCUGGAUGGAGAAACCACAUUUUGUGGUUUAUGAUGCGGAUUUCUCGAGCGUGUUGUGCGAUGCGCAGCCGAGUGAUGUGGAUGUGUUUGGUCGGAUGUGGUUGGUUACUCUUCUAGGCAUUGACGAGGCCAAAGCUUGGUUUUAUUCACGAGGGGCUCUAUUGUGA